Erinaceus europaeus (western European hedgehog) is the source of this 2732-nucleotide messenger RNA. It is a transcript of the gene DCAF8, whose product is annotated as DDB1 and CUL4 associated factor 8. The record is from RefSeq and is a predicted model, not a curated record. Gene Ontology annotation, molecular function: protein binding. The transcript has 14 exons. Gene Ontology annotation, cellular component: Cul4-RING E3 ubiquitin ligase complex; cytoplasm. The coding region runs from base 396 to 2171 and encodes 591 amino acids. Lineage: Eukaryota; Metazoa; Chordata; Mammalia; Eulipotyphla; Erinaceidae.
CCGUGUAAGAUGGCGCCUGCAGAGGGCCAGGCGCCCGGGCCCGGGCCAGUCGGAGCGACCGCGGGAAAAAGGAGGAUCCUAAACGGGGAGCGGGUGGCCGAGCCCCGCCGACUCUCUUGCCUGUGACCUCCCGGCGGACCGCCAUCACCCCCUUUGGUCCGUGUUCCGCCGCGGCCGGCCUGUCCCCUCAGCGUGCCUCUGACCUCGCUCCUCACCCCGAGCACCGCCUCCUCCCGGGUCAGCCUCGGUCCCCGGGGAAGCGGGUCCCGUCGGCCGGCCAGUUGAGGUGCCCAGUCUUUCAGAGAAUCUGCAGACCCGCCUGCCCGGCAGCUCAGCCCCGACCCUGCUGCUCUGAAGAGGAGAGUCCAGGCUGGCUACAAUCAACAGCAUUCAGAAUGUCCAGCAAAGGGAGCAGCACAGAUGGCAAGACAGAUUUAGCUAAUGGCAGCCUGUCUAGCAGUCCAGAGGAGAUGUCUGGAGCAGAGGAAGGGAGAGAGACAUCCUCAGGCAUCGAAGUGGAGGCCUCAGACCUGAGUUUGAGCUUGACUGGGGAUGAUGGUGGCCCCACCCACACCAGCACAGAAAGCCGAGGCACAGAUACAGAGAGCUCAGGUGAAGACAAGGACUCCGACAGCAUGGAGGACACUGGCCACUACUCCAUCAAUGAUGAAAACCAAGUCCAGGAUCACUCAGAGGAGGAUGAGGAUGAGGAGGAGGAAGAGCAUCCUCGACGCCGAGUGCAGCGCAAAAGGGCCAACCGAGAACAGGACUCUUCAGCUGAUGAGCAGGCCCUGGAGGACUGGGUGUCCUCAGAGACGUGGGCCCUGCCCCGCCCUCGCUGGCAAGCCCUCCCUGCCCUGCGGGAGCGGACACUAGGAUCAAACGCACGCUUUGUGCAUGAGGCCUGUGGGGCCCGAGUCUUCGUGCAGCGCUUCCGCCUGCAGCAUGGGUUGGAGGGCCACACGGGCUGUGUCAACACCCUGCACUUUAACCAGCGCGGCACCUGGCUGGCCAGUGGCAGUGAUGACCUGAAAGUGGUGGUGUGGGAUUGGGUGCGGCGGCAGCCUGUGCUGGACUUUGAGAGCGGCCACAGGAGUAACGUCUUUCAGGCCAAGUUCCUUCCGAAUAGUGGGGACUCCACUCUGGCCAUGUGUGCCCGAGACGGGCAGGUUCGAGUAGCAGAGCUGUCUGCCACACAGUGCUGCAAGAACACAAAACGUGUGGCCCAACACGAGGGGGCAUCACACAAGUUGGCCCUGGAACCUGACUCUCCCUGCACGUUCCUAUCUGCAGGUGAAGACGCAGUUGUCUUCACCAUUGACCUCAGACAGGACCGGCCAGCCUCGAAAUUGGUGGUGACGAAAGAGAAGGAGAAGAAAGUGGGUCUAUACACAAUCUAUGUGAAUCCUGCCAACACCCACCAGUUUGCAGUGGGUGGACGAGAUCAGUUUGUGAGGAUUUAUGACCAGAGGAAAAUUGAUGAGAACGAGAACAAUGGCGUGCUCAAAAAGUUCUGUCCUCACCACCUGGUGAACAGUGAGUCCAAAGCAAACAUCACCUGUCUUGUGUACAGCCACGACGGCACAGAACUCCUGGCCAGUUAUAAUGAUGAAGACAUUUACCUCUUCAACUCCUCUCACAGUGACGGGGCCCAGUAUAUUAAGAGAUACAAAGGCCACAGAAAUAAUGUCACAGUGAAAGGCGUCAAUUUCUAUGGCCCCAAGAGUGAGUUUGUGGUGAGUGGCAGUGACUGCGGGCACAUCUUCCUGUGGGAGAAGUCAUCUUGUCAGAUUGUGCAGUUCAUGGAGGGCGACAAGGGUGGUGUGGUGAAUUGUCUUGAGCCACACCCACACCUUCCUGUGCUGGCAACCAGUGGUCUGGAUCAUGAUGUCAAGAUCUGGGCCCCCACCGCAGAGGCCUCCACUGAACUGACAGGGUUGAAGGACGUGAUUAAGAAGAACAAGCGGGAGCGGGAUGAGGACAGCCUGCACCACACUGACCUGUUUGACAGCCACAUGCUCUGGUCCCUCAUGCACCACCUGCAACAGAGACGCCACUACCGGCGCUGGCAAGAACCUGGGAUCGGAACCAUAACAGUAGACUCCGACGAGUCUCCCAGCUCCUGGGACUCAUCAGAUGAGGAGGACCGUGUGCAGUGCAUGCCGUCCUGAGCCCCACAUGGGGUGCAUGGGGCUGCCCCCAUCCUGCCUGGGCAGCCCUCUCCUGCCUGACCAGCAAGCAGCAGAAAUGCACUUUGGACUUUUUGCUUUAGAGAAGAGAGAGGCUCCUGAGAGAAGGAUGAAGCCAGAGAGCACAUGGGGAGUGUGAGCCACAGACAGCAGAAUGGUCUCUUCCUCCAAAGCCUUGUUCUGGGCAUUGGUGGCCUAUUUUGUUAACUGCUUGGGGUUGGGAGUGGGGUUUCCUUUUCUUUAAUCUCCUUUGAUUUUUGGGAGGGGGGUGGGGCAGCUGGCUCUUUAAGCCCAAGAGCCAGAGCAGAGUGGUGAAGGCCAUACUCUUGGUUUAGCUUUUUGACUUUUUCCUAUUUUAAAAAAAAUCCAUGGCAAUUUGUUGUUUUUCUCUCUGAACAGCCCCACCCCAAGAUCUUUCCUGGGAAGCCCUGGAGUCCUCCCACUCCCCACCCCACACUGUGCUUCCCAGUGCCUGUACUUAUCUGCUCUCCUGCCCUUGGCUCACAAGGGAAGGGCAGAAGGGGCGGAGGGAAGCGACCUGGA